UCAUUGGACAUUACACGAAGCGGUGCUACGUUGCCUGGAGUUUGUGUACGAAGCGUGAAGAAGGACGUCUCUAAAGAGGGUCGUGGCGGCUGCCUGGGUGCUCGAGCGAUCUUCAAGACUGUAGUGGGCUCACAAGACGUCUGGAAGAAAGGACCCACCCUUGGUGACACCGCUAGAUCGACCAACCACCGUGCGUAACCCAGCUGGCACUCUGGAAGUGGGGUCAUUGGAGUUCGUUGGACACCUGGUUAUGCGCAAACACUAGACGUUGCUGUAACCAACAACAGCAUGCCGCCUCCACUAGUGCGCAGCAUCAGCAACGUGAAGCGACAGUUCUCGUACCGCCAGCCAAUCAAACCCUUCGUCAGCUCGACUUUCGUGGACUUCCAGGAGGAACGGGACUACCUCGUCAAGCGUAUUUUCCCCACCCUUGACGCAAUCUGCCGAGAAAGGGGCUCCAACUUUACUCCUAUUGACCUGAGAUGGGGGAUAAACAACAACCAGGCUAACUCGGGACAAGUCAUCAAACUGUGUCUGGACUACAUAAACAGGUGCACGCCGUUCUUCAUAUGUCUACUGGGAGACCGGUAUGGCUCGCAUCGCCCCGAGACCGCGGACCCGCUUCCGAAGACGUUGGAAGACCUGCCGGCCGACGCGUCCUGGAUGGACAAGAACUUCGUGGUCGCGGCACAAGGCGGACACGGUUGGGUGCUACAAGAAGCGCACCAAACAUGCAGUAUUACAGAACUGGAAAUAAUACAAGCAUCUUCCCUCAACGACAAUGAACACUGCUACUUCUACUUCAGAGACUCGACGAAACUCGAAGAAAGACUCGGUGACCUACCAAAAGACAAGCAAGAAGAGAAGCUACAGGAAUACGCUCCCGAGAGUGACUACGCGGAGAUUCGAGUGCGAGAUUUGAAGGAGAGAUUGAUUAACAAGGGCCUCCCUGUGAGGUACUUCAGUACAGUAGAGGAGCUGGGAAGGAUGCUACUGGAGGACUGGACAAGGGUGAUCGACAGCCUCUAUCCACCUGUGGACGACUUCUUGGAUGUUGGUGGAGAAUCGUUCAGACAGUGGGCAGCUCACGAGUCCUUUGCUGAAACUCGCCGGCGUAUCUUCGUGUCGACACCAGAACUGGAGCGUCUUAACAGCCAGCUGGACGAGCACGCCCUGUCAGGAGCCGCCCAACCUUCAGCAGACGACUUCUUAACUCGCACCAGGUGUCCCGACAACUCCUUCAGAUCCAGACCUUCCUCAGCCCCAGGUUACCAGUCCAUCCUGAUGUUGGUAGGUGAGCGAGGCUGUGGUAAGACCGCCAUGGUCGCCAACUGGGUGAAGAAUUUUACCUCCAGCACUGCCGACAUUGUUGUGGUGUCACACUAUGUGGGAGCGAGUGCAGAAAGCACGGAUGUCGGCAGCUUUCUACGCCGAUGUACACAGGAGCUUAGGAACGAAUUUGCAGGAGCCCCCAGUGAUAUGGCGUCGACCACGCAGGAUCUGUCGGAUUUCCACCGGACGUGCGAGGCCUUCCUGGCCGCACUGACCCUCGGGCCGUCUGUACUGGUGCUUGAUGGGAUAGAUGAGUUGAACAGCACAUACGGCAUGACAACCCAGCAGGUGAAGGAGUUUACCUGGCUGCCAUUCCCCCUCCCACCCCAGUGUCGUAUCAUCGUGACCACCACACGGUCAGACCUGACCUACAAGGCACUGGUCAACCGGCCAGACGUUACUGAUCUGAACGUCCCUCUACUGGCUGAUUCACCUUCCAAGAGCACAGUAAUGGAGGAACACCUGGCUGAACACUGUAAGUGCCUGGACUCCGGCCAGCUACAGCGCAUCGUGGAGUGUAAGCUGAGCAGCCGCCCGCUGUUCCUCUUCGUGCUGGCCCACGAGCUGUGCGUGAUUGGCCAGCAGCAGGGCGUGGACCGUCAGCUGGAGGUGUAUCUGGAGGCGACCAGCAUCCGUGACCUCUGGGUCAGCAUCAUUCAGCGCUGGGCAAAGGAUUAUGGGUGGCACAGCAGGAAGGAACAGACAAUAGAGAAGGGAAGCAGAGGCUGGGUUGCCGAUGCCCUACGUCUCAUCGCGGUCUCCCGUAACGGCCUGCAGGAGUCUGAGAUCCUGGGAGCGCUGGAGCUGCUGGGGUACAGGGACGAGUACAAGGUCGCGUCCUUCGACUGGGCGCUGUUUCGAUCCUGUGCACAGGACGCUUUGUUUGAGAGGCCGGGCGGACUUCUCAACUUCUUCCACCAGGACAUUCGGGAAGCUGUGGAGUGCUCCUUGUUAGGAACUGUUACCAGCGCUGCCUCCAAGACAUCCUUCUCCUUCCCCACCAUGCAAGAACACGUCCGCAACAAGUACCACGCCGUGCUGGCCGAGUUCUUCAGCCGCCAGCCGCACUCGGAGCGGCGGGUGGACGAGCUGCCGUGGCACCUGGAGAUGAGCGGGGAGGUGGGACGACUUUGCAAGGUUCUGUCUGAACCCGGGAUGUUUCUGGCUAUGUGGGGAGACAGCAGACAGAGUAGCACGCUGCGGCUGGACCUGGUACGGUACUGGAAGUUCCUGACACAGGCGGGGUACGACCCAGGCGAGGUGUACGGGCGCAUGGUCCGGAAAAUCACCGGAGACAACGAGUCAACCGCAGAAGGAGAUGGUCGCCUGUCCCGUACAGUGAGUGUGGUGAUAUCAGAGCCCCCAGUCUGGCAGGACCCAAGUGACAGUGAUAUUGACCCAAGAUCCCUGAGCCCCACUGGCAAGCUGCACUCCUGUCUCACCACCAUUAAGGAGGGUUCAGACCAGGCCUCCGUCAGUAACGCCAGCGAGACGCAGAGUCAGAGCAGCAUGGGCGCGGUUCUCAGCAUCGCCACCAGCUUCGGCAGCCUGGCGGGCGGCAGGAGCGACGACGACGGCUUCGACCCGACGCCGGAAGAGCGCGCCAUGGACAUCGAGUCCACGUUCUUGACGGAGAGUCGCGUGGCUCACCUGGACAUGGACGAGGAGCGAGAGGAGAUAAAGGAGAUGUCACAGUACGAGGUCGCCGCCCUGGCGUGUCACGCCGGACAGUUCCUGAACGAGAUCGGGAAGUUCGAGACAGCGCAGGAGAUGCUGCACAAGGCGCACGACCAGCUGAAGAACGCAGACUCGCCCAGCCUUGCCGAGCAGCAGCUACUGUGUAAGGUGGAGGAGAACAUUGGGAACCUGUACCUGUUCCAACUGAAGACACAGGAGGCAGAGGAGUGGUACUGGAAAGCACUGGGGACCAUCAACUCCAUACAGGAGGAGGAUGCUGAGCACAUGGCUAAAAUGAUCGAGACUAAAGGCAGACUGUUGGACCAGCUGGGGAACAUGAAGACGUACGCCGGUUGUUUUGCGGAGUCGGACCAGCUGCUGCAGGAGGCCAGGGAUCACAUGGAGUCCGCCUGCAGCAUCCCCGGCCUGGCCUCCGUACAGCACCACAUCGGGGUCCUGAAGAUGAGGAGACGGCAGUACACCAUGGCUGAGGACUGUCUCAGGGAGGCACUCACUACAAGAGAGAGAUGGUAUGGUACAUUCCACCCCAUGGUUGCAGAUGUACUGAAUGACCUUGCUGGGCUACUGGCUGACAGGAACAACAAGAAGGGGUUUAACCGACGCGAGGCUGAGUCCCUGUACCGGCGAGCGCUGCGGAUCAGGGAACAGUGUCUGGGGUCCAACCAUCUACUGGUCGCAACCACCCUGUUCCACUUAGGAAAACUGCUGAAGGUGGAUGGUGCCCAGCAUGUGAAGAGAGAAGCAGUGAAGUGUCUCCAGCAGUCUCUGGACGUCCGGACCAAACUGUUAGGCCCCGAACACCCAAUCACACGAGCUGUAAGAAACACACUCCGCGACGUGGAGUCACAGAUCAGCACGGGGCUGUAUGACUUCAGUACCAAGAAACAACCUGAUGCAAGGUCCCGGAACCGUCCCUACAGCAGUAUGAGUUGGCACGAGCAGGACAUCAUCCUUUUUGAACAGAAGCAGCAGGGGAAGAAAAACAGACGGCAGGAGCAGUAUGGAGGGUCUCGCAGGCCCAGCAGCAUCCCCAGCGGGGUCUGGAGAUCCCAGUCCGUCGUGUCGUGCCCCAACGGAAGAGACACCGCCAUGAGUCGAGCUACGCGGGAGAUACCCAGAGUACACUCUGCUGGGAGUGAGCGUCACAGGGCGGAUGUCCCACAGCAAGGUUUCCACAGAGAGGAAGCUCCGUGGAGAGAAUUCUCGGAGAGCCCGCCCAGAGAAACACAGUGGGAAGAAACCGUUGGACAGGAAGACUUUAAAGGUGACCCGAGUCUCUUCAGAGAAGGAAGUAUGUCCAUCAAUUACUUCAACACGAAAAGCUCGGUGUCGGAGUUCCAGAGCCGGAUGACGGUUGUUUCGCGGAACACGAACAUGUCGCGUUUGAGCAGAAGCUCGCACGUGUCGCACAAAUCGUCAUGUCACAUCCCCAGUGCACACAGCGUGGACGAAAGUAACGUUAAGUCAGUCCACGGCCCUCAUAGUACGCUACAGACCUUGUUAGAUGAGCCGCCAAAACCGCGGGAAAACGUGAAGAAAUCUGGAGUGCAACACAAGUCGGCGUGGUACCACAUCCCGGGAAGAUACUCGACCAAUAAGGAGCCACUGCCGAGAAAGAGAAGUCAGAAGCGGGUGAAGAAGCUGAAUCGUGGGACGGACACGACGUUGGACCAGCAGCUUCAUCCGAUAGACGAAUCACCAAGCAGCGAGGGAGGGAGCUCGGCGGAGUCCGAGAAAUGGGGGUCAGACGGAGUCGAAGCGGCGGAGGCAGGAAUCCAAGAUCUACAGAUCAUAGGGGAAGGAAAGGAAAGUCACAGCGAAGCAAACAUGCAAUCCGGACCUCCCAACUUUGCCGAUCAGUAUGACAAAACUACGUUGGAAGCAGACAAUGAGACAGUGUUGACAGGUGAUGCGACAACUGUGGAAACGGAAAAGAAGGGAACAACAAAAACCUCCAGGAACCUUAGAAUUGUGGAACCAGAAAGGGUUACUAAAGAAGCCAUUGCUUCUAGACACUAUCAGUUUCCUGCUGUACAUUAAUUAUCAUGUAGUAAUGACAGAUUCAUUAUGAUGUUAGAAUUUUCUAUAUGAUUAAUGAACCAAAGAUGAGAUUGUGCCAGAAUGAGAUUCAAGGAUAUUUGGACCAAAGAAUGUGCUGAUAUAUUGUGGAACUUUAAAGUUGCUUGUUUGUUUUGCACUUAAAUCAUGUCUCUAUGUCUCUAUGUAAUAGGGUAGGAAAAUCCCCUGUCACACAUUCACUUCUGUAUUCACGUAAAAUCAUUCCAUUUAAAUUUGUGUAUAAAGAAAUGCUCUUAUUGUGUGCUCAGUCAAUAUAAGU
This is a messenger RNA of Branchiostoma belcheri (Belcher's lancelet), 5368 nucleotides long. RefSeq lists its product as uncharacterized. Lineage: Eukaryota; Metazoa; Chordata; Leptocardii; Amphioxiformes; Branchiostomatidae. Gene Ontology annotation, cellular component: Cul4-RING E3 ubiquitin ligase complex. The record is from RefSeq and is a predicted model, not a curated record. The transcript is spliced from 20 exons. The coding region runs from base 289 to 5070 and encodes 1593 amino acids. Gene Ontology annotation, molecular function: protein binding.